AGCAGCAAUAGGACAGCCCAGACGGAGAGAGAUGAGUUGGGCUGAGGAGGACUGGACAGUGGGCCUGUCUGGACGGGUCCUGCAAAAGGUGAAGGAGCUGCAGGUCCAACAUGAUCGACUGUCAAGAGAGACCAAGCAGAAACAGCUGCAGCUGGACAACAUCCAGACUAACCUUGAAAAACAGACUCUAAAGUAUGACGAGGUGCGCGGGGAGCUCCACUCUGUGCAGAGGGAGCUCCAGAAUGUUCACGAGGAGGCCAAAACAGCAGUGAGCAGCAGCGAGUGCCUGGCCCAGGAGCUGCAGACCAAGCAGGCACAAGUCUGCUCUUUUGAGGGCCAGCUAGAUGCUGCCCGCACCCUCAACAACAAACUCACCCAGGAGGUCAAAAGGUUGGAGGCAGAGCUUGAGAAGCUGCAGAACAGCAGCAGGUCGGCAGAUACCACUCUGUUUUCUACUCCCUGCUGGAAUACAUCCUCACCCUGGGAACAUAAUGGGAGCAGAAAGGAAGAGGAAAAGCUGGGACAUAGAGAUGAAACGCAGAGCAAGCACAUCCGACAGCAGCUCCAGUUCUCAGAUGCGCCCACAACUUCACUGCCAAGACAACAGCACAGGAGCACACCCCAACGCCACCCGUCUGACCAAUCGGAGUCCUUCUCCACUCCCUCGGCUGUGUUUCCGUGGGAGCGGGAUGACACCAGGCCAACAAACAGGAGACAAUCCCAGACCUCUCCCAAGACGCCCAGCUCUGAUUUUAUCACUCAGGGCCAGUUGGCAGUGGGGCUUUGUGGGAAAGAGAAGGACAACAGGACAGAGAGAGACACAGUAUCUUUAUCAGAGAUAAAGAGCCGUGUGUCAUGUCUGGAGGAGGAGCUGUCUGUGAAGACCAGGACGUUGAAGUCCGUUCAGAACGACCUGGUGCAAAGCAAGAAAGACGUCACUUCCAGGGAGAUCGGCCUGCAGAAAGCUCGAGAUGAGCUCAUUCUGUCUCACACACGUGUCACCCAGGAGAGUGAACGGGCAUCAGGAGCUGAGCAAAGGCUGAAGCAGUCACAAGACGAGCUUCGUUGUCAAAGGCAAAAUGCAGAGAGCAUCCGACUGCAACACCAACAGCGCACCAAGGAGAUGGAGAAACAACAUCAGAAGGACAUGUCAGAGUUUCAGAAAGAGAGGCAGUGGCUUGAGAAGCAGCAUCAGCAGGAGGUGAAUAAGCUCAACCAGGAGCUGCAGCAGGCCAGGACGCUCCACAAUGCCCUGCAGGCGCAGAAUGACAAGCUGUCUCUACAGAAACAAGCACUGGACAAAGAGUUGGAGACUCUGAAAGAGAAACUGAAGUGGACGGAGGGACAGCUGCUGGAGAGCCAGAGAAAAGAAGCACAGACACAAGCCAAACUAACGGAAGCGUUGCGUGAGACAGAGGGUGUGGCGGUGAGUCUUGAGCAGAGCAGAAAGAGAGAGCGAGAUCUGGAGGAGGAGGGGAGGAGACUGGCAGAGGAGAGAGCCGACGCCCUUCGUCUCCUCAAAGACCUGCAGGAGCAAAAAGCUGCACCAGCACCUCCUGUUCAGUUUUGCCCAGUUGGACAGAGUUUCUCCCCUCAGCCCUCUCGAGCUCCUAAUUCUCGAACAUCAACUCACACCAAGAGGACAACUCCUACCGUACGAGCCGAACGGAAGGAGGAGGAGGAGAGCAUGGUUGAGAAAAGACCAGAGAUUUCAGCAUUUUACCCCUCUGACAGAGAGCCAGGAGAAGGCAUCGACUGUGAACACAUCACUGCCGUCAUCUCCUCAGAGUCUGAGAGUUUACAAAGGGAAGGACUCAGGAGGAAAAGUAAGGAAGAAGGGAACUUGAGGCGGAAUAAAGCAGUAGAGUGUGACAGCUCUGGAACACAGAAGCACUCCAGCUUUGAUCCUGUACUCUGUAUGCCCACCGACUCCUCUGUGGAUGUUUCUGAAAAGCUAGAGCAGGCAAAAGCCGCUGAAGACCUCCAGAGAAUUAACACCAUGCUGCGAUCAGAGAUAAAUGAUGUGCGCGAAGAACUCCAGAAAAGAUUGGACGACCUGGAAGUCCAACGAAGGGCUGAGGCAGAGGCCAGGACCCGGCUCAAAAAGCUCAGCUGCAAACAAUCCAGCCAGGCUGUGGAGAAGGAAGAGAUGGAAAAGGAAUGGAGGACUCAGCUGGAGAGUGAGAGGGCUGAGACAGAGAGGUUGAGGAAGGCCGUGGCUGCUUUGGAGACAGAGGUGAAGAGCAGAAAGGAGGAGAGUAAAAAGAACGAGAGAGAGGAGGAGAAAAACAAAGAAAUAGAAGACAGAGAGAGUGAAAUGAUAGAACUUAAUAUGCAGCUGAAGAAGCAGCUAGCGGAGGUAAAAGCCCAGCUUGCUUUAGAACGAGAGGAGAGAAAGAGAGAGGAAGAGGAGAGGAACCAAAUAAAAAACAUGGUCACAGAUGAAAAAAAGGAGCUGAGCACAAAACUUGCAGAACUUAAAGCUGAAUUGGAAGAACUGAAGCGCAGCAGAGAAGAAGAUGAGAGAGGAGGAGAGGAAAAACUAUUGAUUACCAACAGCCCGCUGAAGUACCUGACUCUCCAUGAUGAUGAGCUCAAUUCCAACAUUGUUCACUGUCACAACAAACUCCUCCCUUCUCCAGAGCAGCACCUUCUCUUCUGUCAGUCCACUAACCAACUCAACAUGCUGGUGUCUCAGGCAACAGCUGAUCUCAUGCAAGAAGAACCAACAGUGAUAGAUCCCGAACGCCUGUCUCUGUCAGAUGAGGGACCAAUGGGUCAAGUGGCCUCUGACUCAGAAGAGUAUCUGGCAGGGUCUCCACUGUUAGACCAGAGAGGAGAACUUUCUCACCUCCCGAAAUGUGGGUCUACCUCCCCAGAUAUGGAAAAAGAGGUGAACCGCUUGUACAAGGAGAAAGCAAAGGAAACGCAACGUGCUCAACAGAGCCAGGUUAAACUGGAGGUCCUACAGACCCAGGUGACACGUCAGACCCAGCAGCUGACCAUGGCCUUCGAGAAGCAGAGUCAGCACAUCUCAGGCCUUCUAGCUGAGCUACAGGAGAAGGAGGGUGCCCUCCUCAGCCAGGGAGAGGAACUGCAGCGAUAUAAGCAAGAGCUGCAAGCUUUCAAGGCUGAAAAAGAAGUUACAAAGUUGCGGAAUGACGAUCAAAGAAAAGAAAGUAGAGAUGAGUCGUCGAUGGAGAUCACAGAGCUACAACCAUACAAGAAACAGGACUGUUCUGUCAUAUCGCACACUACACAGUCACUGGCUGGUGGAGAUUCUACUACACAGAGAGAUGAAGAUCAAACUAAGACUGAUGCAGAAACACCAACACUGGAAGGGGACCGUGCAUUAAGUGAACAGCAUCCAGUUUCUGUUGACUCAGACAUGACUGAGAGUUAUCUUGAUUCUGCCUGUGUGAUGGAGGAGACUGAGAGCAGUCGAGAUGGAGGCAGAGUAGACGUGCUGUCAGAGCUGCUCGCUCUGCGACAGGAGAAUCAGUUGCUGAAACAAAGAAUAGAAGGCGUGACCAUGUCAGAGACCAGAAACCUGGCUUUACAGACAGACGGUGAAAACCAAGAAGACCCAGUCAAACAAAGCCAAUACACAGGAGAUGCUGCUCUGCCCUGCUUGACAGAGCAGAGGCCACCUACUGUGAAAGAUAACAUCACCCCUGAAGGGCAGGAGUCACUACUGCAGAAUAACGAAAACCAAACAACAUUGGAAGAAGAAGACCUGGAGGAAGCAUCUUGUCUUGAGAUCAACCUUCUGGAGCAAAAGGUGGUGGCGCUGCAGGUGAAGAUUCAGGCUCUAUCUGAGGAGACUCAGCAGCAGACCGAGGAGCUCACUCUGUGGAGACUGGCCUCACAACCAGCUCCAACUAUUGACCAAGACCUUCCCAACAAAGACAACCAGGACCAAAACUCUGCUGUCCGACAAUCCCAGUCACAGCAGCUACUGACUGAUGAGAUGACCCACAUCCCACCAGGGACCAGGAGCCAGGCUCCCACUGCUCAGGUUCAGGAGAGCAACAGUAAUGUGACAGUUAUCAGAGAGGAUGAGUUAUUCCUCUCCUGCUCCUCCAACAAACUGCCAGGCCGCAUGUUGUUCUCCAGACUGCAGCACAGCAACCUUCCUGAGCCAAAGAGUUUCCUUCAAUUUAAACAGACUGCAGCUCUUCAGGAAUACAACCAGGACCCCGACAAGGAAUCUGAGAAAGAAAACAUUGUGCAGUGGUCAGACACCAGUCCAUCACAGCACAAAGACAAGAGAGACUCUGAACUCAUCCAAAUGUCUUCAGAGAAAACUGAUCAACAAGUCACCAAAGGACCAACUAAAACCAAAACAGCAGAAUGUCCCAGGGAGAAUCCAGUGGGCAAACCAAACACUUCCAGAACAACCAGUGAAAUAAACACAACCAAUGGCUCCUCAGAGAGAUCAGUCAGCAGAGACAUGAAGAGUGUCAGCAGUCAAACAGAGGAGAGCUUGUGUCCUCAAAGCGCUCCAACAGCAUCUGAACUUCACUGUGCUUACACACAGACUGAAGAGAAGGAGGAGGAACAGGAAUUAGUUUUAGUGGAAUCCCCUCCUGCGGCUCUUAUCCCAUCAUCAGAGGGGUUAAAGUCAAGAGACAAGAUGUUGUUUUCAGGUUCCUUCCCCAUCCCGUCUGACCCGGCCCGUUUAGCAGAAAGAAUCCGCCGCAACAGGACGCAGCUGUCGGCUGCCUUUGACGACACAGAGUAUGAACCGUACGGACUGCCAGAGGUCGUCAUGAGAGGUUUUGCCGACAUCCCCAGUGGUCCCUCGUGUCCCUACAUCGUGAGAAGAGGUUUGUUGGGGACGUCUGCUGUGCCUGUCCCGCAGAAAGACCUGGGACAGGAGGAGGAGACGGAUUAAAACACAGCCACAGGUUGUCUUCAGGUCGGGUGGAAAUGAACUGAUCACGAAUCAUAAUGAUUCACUUUGAACCUCAGUGAUGAACAACGGCCUGUCUACAAGGACACUCCAGUCACCAGCAACAUGAAGCACCUCUUUCCUCAAACCAACACAGAACCAGUAUAAAAAAUGACGCAUUCACCCUGGACUUCUAAAUGAGUGUUAGCAGGUAGCAGGUCCUGCAGUGGCAGAAUGAACUCCUCCACUGUGGAUCUGAAAUAACUUAAUGGUCACUAGUUUAUCCUCUAACUGCUGUGAGGAGACAUAAUUGUCCGUCUUGCUGCAGUGACGUUACACCCGCCUGUUUAUUUAGGUGCAGAGGUGGUGAUUUAGUGAUGUUUGUUGAUUUUUCUGGAAGUUAACCACUACACAGGGACUGUUAAGUUUUUCAGUACCUCAGAAGAAGGGUACGAGUCCAGCCUCGGCCUACUUUGAACGAAACAGUGCCUCGCUGAUGCUUUUCUAAACAAGCACUUGUCAAGAUAAGUUUGACUUGUUUUUUUCCCCAAAAGGGUGAAGCCAAGAAGGGCCUCUUGUGGAAAUAUGAUAUUUUUUUCUUUUCUUUUUUGAUUCAUGAGGUGGCUUAUUUAUGAACACUUGAAUGUGUUUCAGUAGAGGAGGAAGUGUUUACAAAACUUGCGUUAAACUUAAGUGAAAACGUGUGCGACAUUAGAUGUGAAUAAAACGUGCGUGUUCUCUGGAUGUUACUGUUUGUAUACGCGCCUGUGUGUGUGUGCGGGAGAGAGAGAGAGGGCCGAGCACACGUCUAUGACUCAGUGCAGUGGUUUCCGCUCCAUGUAUGGAGAUGCACACUGGCUCUCUCUCUCUCCCCUCCUUCUGCUGCUUUGCUUCUCCUUCUAAUGAAGACUCAUUAGUCAGUAACUGUGUGAUGAACUGACCAAAAUCUAAACAUGUGUUUACUUCAGCUGGUUUCUUGAUUAUUUAUUUGACUAAUUUGAUGGAUUGCACAUUUGUUACUGCAUCAUAGACACCAGCAGCCCACAUGUAUGUAUAGUGUAGAUUUUGUAAAUGACUUUGAUUCAUGUACAGUUUCAUCAUACCUCCUACCAGAGGAUAAUCACCACUUUGCUUCGCUUCCAAGGUUUCACUUGUUAGUGAAAGGACAGGUUCACAUUAUUACAGGUUCUAUUCUUAAAGUUAUACUCACAUGCUCAUGGACACAUUGUACAGUCUACAUUCUGCCGGCUCCUGGCUGCAAAGAUCCUUUUUUAAAGCAGUCUUCAUGUGAAAGAUGGAGGACAAAAUCCACAGUCUGCGUUCUUUAUAAAAAUGCAGAAAACCCCAGUCGUCUGAUUAAGGAGAUUUGUCACAGCAAUGCUAUCGUCUGUAUGAAAUGAUUUGCUCUGGAAUUUGGUGACAAUACUGUCAGGACUAUUGUAAAUGAUUACUGCCAGUCAGUCUCAACAGCUCCCACAUAAUGAAUUGAAUUUUUUCUGCUCUGUUCUUUUGACUUUUGCCUUCAUCAUUAAAAACCAUUCUGUCCUUAAUGGUCGGGACAGUAGCUUCACGCAAUUUGUGCCAAAGACACAUUUGUCCCAUUAACUACCUGCGAACUGCUGCUCUUUCCGGAGCAGUCUUUGUACUCACAGAGGAAGUUGAAUAAAAAUACUUGGUACAACACAAAUAUAUACAAGUGAGCUACAAUGACGUGCUCCAUUUUGGACUCUGGCUCAUUGUCCUCUCAUUGGUCAGCCCUGUCAUGAUAGCUUGCUGUUGGACAUUGGUGUGACUUUGAAGCACAAAGUUAAACAUGACUCCACAGAUUGGUACAGGUACAUUUUUAUCUUAUUUACUUCUCCACUGUGAGACGUUCCACCAAUCACAGGGACUCCAAUGAAAUGUAGAAAUAAUUUAAUAUUUGUUCAGUUUUCAAAUCAAACCUCUAACCAAAGCAUGUGGUUAUCCUCCACAAAUAUUCUUUAUAUAACUUAAUCUGCUUAAGAUUCUACUGGGCAGUGUUUACUUGAGAUGUAGUGGAGCGACUGUAUCUGAAUGAUGGAAUUUCUUACUACAAAGACAACGCUAGAAUAUAGAUGCUUGAUUUGUGUAUAACUCAGACUCUUGAAGGCGUGUCCCAGCUUCAGAAAUAGGACCUGUGACUUUGUCCCCCUUUAACAACACUGACAUUGAUUUAACAAAGGUUCUCCUGCAGCCAAUUUUGAAAGUUGAACAAUAAAAACAACCUUUUAUUUUUCAAUUUACAGAUAAGCAUGUGGGUGUAGUUUUAAAUAGUAAAUGUGAACCUAUCCUUUAAAACCCUGCUGUGCUGUCUUUCAGUGUUACUUGAAAUAAUUUAGUCUUAAGGUGUGUUGACACGUGAGUGUUAAAAGUGUGGAUUGAUCUAGUUUUUUGAAUGUUUGUUUAUAUUUUAUUUUAAGGGAGAGUUGUCACUUCCUGGUCUUAUUAACUAACAACAUUGGACAGUUAUGAUUCAGUACCAUCAGUGUUCAUCUGCAAUGUUGUCACCAAUCACACACAAACACACACACACAUACACACACACACUCCCUCCCUUCCAGCUGCCUUCAUAUCUCUGAGAUCUGUAGUGCUUUGGCAGUGCGGUGAGGGGGGGGCUGAGCAGGGAGGUUCAUUGUGUAUCUUGUUGCCUUGUUUUGGACUCUUUGAUGUGAAUGUAUCUGUGUUGUGUUUUUGACUAGAAUAAAAGGCUUGAAUUGAA
Pleuronectes platessa (European plaice) is the source of this 7634-nucleotide messenger RNA. RefSeq names its product centromere protein F. The record is from RefSeq and is a predicted model, not a curated record. Gene Ontology annotation, cellular component: spindle pole; nucleus; chromosome, centromeric region. Lineage: Eukaryota; Metazoa; Chordata; Actinopteri; Pleuronectiformes; Pleuronectidae. Gene Ontology annotation, molecular function: dynein complex binding; microtubule binding. Gene Ontology annotation, biological process: metaphase chromosome alignment; mitotic cell cycle; regulation of G2/M transition of mitotic cell cycle. The transcript has 18 exons. The coding region runs from base 32 to 4897 and encodes 1621 amino acids.